AGAGCUUUAGGGGCAUCCCGCAUUAUUUCAGAAAAACGCUUCUUUCAGGUCAAGGCCAUUGAAAUGGUAAAACAACAUGGCUGAUGGAAACAGGAAAAGCGAUUCUGGCAAAGAAAAUAUUGAUAGAUCUCACUCUAUACCUGAAAUUGGUGAACAUUAUUUAGUGAAAAGAUCAGAUAAUUCUCUACAUGCAGCAGAAAUCAUUCAAAUUCGACAGAAUGAAACUGGAACACAAGAACUAUAUGUACACUAUGAGGGUUUCGAUCGUCGCUUGGAUGAAUGGGUUGAUUUGGACAGGUAGGCUGCUAAGUCAAAGUCCCUUAGUCCUAAGUAGUUAGUUACUAAACUAGAACUUAGAAGACCUACAGAAAAAUAAAACAAAAUUAUUUUAGCCUACUCCUUUCAGAAUAUAAAGAAUAAAUAAAUGAUAUUUGUGUCAUAAGGAUAGGAUUGAUUGGGUCAAUGAACUCGUCACUACACUACACUGAAUUACUUGAAUUAGUCUUAGUCAUUAGUACUAGUACACAGUGUGAAUUAUUAUCAAUAUUAGGUAUUUUGAAAGACGCACGCGCAUCCCUUCUGCGCAGUCGAAAAAUCACGGAAAAACUUUUGUGGCCAUUUCCUAAUUGGCUCUGUGGUGUACUCGGAUUUUUGCGUUCUACGUCACAGUUUUCUAAUUAUACAUUUGUUUUGUUAUCGAUUACUCAAUAUUGACAAUAUAAAUGUAAUAUAAGCCUAAUAAAAAUUCAAACAGUAGGCCACAAUUACUUUUUAAAAACUUGACAAGUUAAUCAACAAGUUCACGGGACUUCUAACUUAUUACAAUUACAGUAUUUAUGGGUAUUUGGUGUUCAUUUGACAUUAUUAAAAUUAUUAGUUGUAUUAGUUCUGCCUGGUAGGUACUUUAGUUUUAAAAAAUUUAAAAAUUAUCAAAGUAGUGUAGAGCAAACUUUAAAUUUUAAAAAUGAAACCAAAAUUAACUUUCUUUCUUUGGUUUUAGUAGUUUGUGAGGUAUGAAUCUUUAAAGUAUGACUUUGUUUGUCCUUUUUUAACAUGACAUGGACCUAGGUACUUUUAUUUUAUAAGAAAAUUAAAACUUUUUGUAAAAUUAAACCAAUGGCAUAGUUGAAUAGAGCUAAUUUUGUAAAAGAAUUAUAACACCAAAAUCAUAUUUUUAGCUGUUGUAGUUUUAAACUUAUGAAUUUUUAAAGUACAACUUAGUUUGUCAUUUUUUAACAUGGACUGCAUCUCCACAUUCCGCUGUUCGCGUCUCGAGCUAUAUAACUCGUUUUAAUGAUAAUUUUAUGCGACUUUUAUAAUCAGAACUAAUGCUGUAUUAACAAAUAAUGUUAAUAAUGUUAUACAAUUAUAUAUAAAUUAUAGUUUAUCUAACUAUGCACUAUGUAUAACAAUAUAUUUAAAUAAAUAUAUGGCUUUUCUGUUUACCAAAUCUACAGCGUCCAUCAAUGGUACAUGCUAUAUACUCUAUAUAAGGCAACGCACCCCCUAAAAUAUUGUUUGGGAUCUACUUAUUUUAAACUUUCAACUUUGGCACAUGACUAAUUAACGAAAGCUUUCCUUGACCAAUGGUGUUAAUAGUUUUUGCACACGGCAAACUCUUAUGAAUGAAACUUGAGGUAGUACUAGGGCAUAGCAUUAUGCAAAUGCCUGUGAAUGGUUUCCCAUGACUUUUUGCACACUGUCAAUUCUGAUCGUUAAUAAUAUGGACUCUACCGGGUUUUUAAAGCUCAAAUUUAAACAUUCUAGUAUAAAUGUCUUCAAAAUGCAUUCCUAAACACAAGUUAUCAAAUUAAUAUUUUGAUGUAUAUAGAGGUAAUAAUGAAUAUUUCCUAAGCUAAGUAUUGGCAUUUUCCGCCAUUUAAAAGGGGGCGGGAUCACUAAUCCAAUAUGGCCUGUGCGACCUUUGCAUAAUGAGGUCAACGUUGAGGAGAAUUGUGAAAAUGUUUCAUGUGCUAUCCCAAUGAAAUUUUGCACACGUGUACUUAAACAAAUUAUGCAGGCCUACUUUUAAUAUGAAAGACCUACUUUGAAUAUUUAGACCAAAUUUUUUAAUGCGAAGUUGCCUUAUACUAUACUGACAUACAAUUUUCCUCACUUAAAGUUGAGAUAAAGAACAAAUUAACUCAAUGGGAAUGUAGUUCAACAUUUUUCCUAACGUUAAUGGGCGGAGUGAAACCUUAAUUAUGGGCCUAAAGGACUCCUAAUUUAUUCAAAUUACAUGCACAUGAAAAAAUUAAAAACUCAGAUUCUAUUGCACAGACGCCCAUUUCCGAUUACAAAUUUACUAGGAGUGUCCGUUGCUUCGGCGGAGUAUCUACAUGGACCGCAUCUCCACACUCUGUGACGCGUCAUGAGCUAUAUAACUCUAAUUUUAAUUAUGAUUUUAUACUACUUUUAUUUUGAAAACUAAUGCUGUAUUAAAAAAUAAUUCUAAUAAUGUUAUAAAAUUAUACAUAAAUUGUAGAUUAUCUAACUAUGCACUAUGUUAGGUAUAUCGGUAAAUUUUAUAUAAUGUAUAAUAUAUGCAAUUUCUGUUUACCAAAUCUACUGUGUCCAUUAUACCGGUAUUUGCUAUAUAGUCUAUAUAAGGCAAUGCAUCCCCUUAUUACUAAAAUACUCUUUGGAGACUAAUUAUUUUGAACUUCAACUUUGGCUUAAGACUAAUUAAUUAAGGCUUUCCUGACCAAUGGUUUAAUAGUUUUUGCACAUGGCAAACUCUUGAAUGAAACUCUGAGGUAGUACUGCGGUAUAGCCAUUUUGCGAGUGGCUGUGAAUUGUUGCACGGAAAAUUCUGAUCACUUAUAAUAUGGACUCUACCAGGUUUUUAAAGCUCAAAUUAAAAUAUUCCAGAUUAAAUGUUUUCAAAAUGCAUUCUGAAACACAAGUUAUCAAAUAUUUUUAUGUAUAUAGGGGUAAUAAUUGAAUAUUUCCUAAGCUAAGUAUCAGCGCCUUCCGCCAUUUUAAACUUGCCUUGUCACCAAUCCAAAAUGGCCUGUGCGACCUUUGCAUAAUCAGGUCUAUGUAGAGAAUUGUGAAAAUGUUUCAUGAGCUAGCGCAAUUAAAUUUUGCACACGUAUACCUCAAUAUAUUGUGCUGACAUACAAUUAGCAUGAAAGACAUACUUUUAAUAUUUCAUUUUGAAAGAUGCCUUAUAUUGACAUAUGAUAUUCUUCACUUAGAGUUGAUGUAAAAGGCAAAAAAAAUAAAUGGGAAUGUAUGUCAACAUGUCUCCUAAUGUGAAUGGGUGAAGUCAGACCUUAAUUAUGGGCCAAAAGGACUCCUGUAUCAUUAAAAUUAAACUCGCUAAAAAAAAAAGAAAACUUUGCGCUGACGCCCAUUUCCAUAAAAAAUGUUUUAGGAGUCUCCCUUGCUUUACCGAAGUGCCUAGGAAGAGGCAAUCAAAAACUCUAAAUAAUUAGCAUUACUGCGGCUGUGUCCAAUCACAUUUUUACUGAUUUUUUAAUAUUUUUUUUAUUGAUUUCAACUUUUGGUAGGUUGGAUCUAACUACAAAAUUUGAAGAUCCACAAAGCAAAAGUGGUGAGCUAACCAUAUCACUAACAGACUUCACUGAUGGUACGGAUCGUAAAAUUACAAGGAAUCAAAAACGUAAACAUGAUGAAAUCAAUCAUGUCCAAAAGACUUUUGCUGAGAUGGAUCCCACUACAGCAGCACUUGAAAAAGAACAUGAAGCUAUUACUAAGGUAGGUGUUUCAAUACUUUACCAGGCACCUUUCUGCAUAUACUGAAAAGUUAUGUAGUAUUGACAUGCUUUCGACAUGUGUUUUAUGUUGACCUCUGUUAAUUUACCAUUUUGGCAGAAAUUUUUAUAGAUGGAUUUUUAUUAUCAAUGAUAUAAAGUGGAUUCCCUUUGCUUCAUAUGUAAAAGCAAUUUAAAGAUAUAAAUGUUAAUAGCUCAAAUAUUUCUAAGGCUACCGUUACUACCGAAGCUUUCCCCCUUUUUUUCUAUUUGUUAAGUUCAUUAGGACCUAAUGCUACUGGCAGUAGCACUGUGCUGUGUACUGUUGUAGUGUUUACUAAAUUUAGAUCUUAACAUAUAAUAUUUGGUCAUAAUUAUCCAAAUUUAUCUGUUAUAAUUAAAGCAUAUGAUAGCCAUUAAAGAAAACAACGCUCUCUUUAAAAUAAAUCACUGUAGGCCAAGGCUAAGCAUGGCGAAACACUGCUAAAAUUAAUAUUUUUUUUGUGCAAAUCAUGUCAUUCUCAGACUUGUUUAAAAUACAAUAAAUGUGAUUUUCUUCUUCCUUUUUUUUUUGGUUUACAUAAAUUUUUUUUUCAGGGUUUUAUGAAGUUACCCUCUAAUAUAAUUAUCCACACAAACUUAAAAUUAUGUAAAAGCUGUAUUGUUCAUAAGUCCCUAACUGAGAUAUUUUGUCUCUUCCAAUAAAAUAUUGACUAGAUCAAAGUUAGCCAACAUUUUCUAACACCCCCCCCCCCUCCUCCCCUCAAUGAAUUGAUAAACGUCUUGCAUCCCUCUAUAUUAAUUGUUUGACUAUGUCUUGCACCUCCUAGUUAAGUCACAACAAUUUUGAAAUUAGAAGGAAAAAAAUGGUUUUAUAAUUUUUUUUAUUGCAUUAAAAAUAGAAUGUUACAAAAUUAACAAAUUACAAAAUUAUUGCAUUUAAAAAUGCUAAUUAAGAAAAUUUUAAAAAUAUAUAUAUAAACCAUUAAUAUCUUAACUCAAAAGUGAAUGCCUACUCUAUUCUUACUAUCAAUUUUCCUCGCGCCCCCUAAAAUGCCACUUGGCACCCCAGUUUGGGAAAGCCUGAUCUAAAUAAACAUUUUCCCCACAUCGCAUUCACCAUAUUAAAAUAUUUUUAUCAUGGUUGGACCUUUAUUAAAGAAAUGGCAUAAAAGAUUUUUUUUAAAGUAAAAAUAAAGUUUCAAGCGUGUUCAGUUUUCCUUCAAAUGGUGCAGUUAGACUAAAAAUGUUGUUUGCAUCACACAAAUGAUAAGCCUGAUGUUGAAAUUGUUGUUUUUUAUGAUUCCUUGUAAUUUAAAAAAAAAAUUAAAUGCAAAUUACUGCCGACCUGUUUACCCCUAUGAUUUUGCUGUAGUAUCUACAAUUCUAGACCCAAGACUAUGUCAUGCCUACUUAACUGCUGUACCUGGAGUUGUAUUUUUAUGAAUACAUUUGUGUCCAAAUUUAUUUUUUUUAAAUGGGGGAUUUUCAGUAAAAGGUUACCAUAUUUUUUUCUUAAAGACUGUAAGCAAUCAAAAAAGAAUGACAAUUAGUGUGGACUUUCAGACACAGCUUUUUUUUAUUGUUCUCACCCUCUUUCCCCACCCCAUCCUUGCAAAUUGACCAAAUUAAUUACUCUUAGGAGCUAGAAACUUGUGUUUGAGAGCUGAAAAAUACUCUCACACUAAUCUAUGGGUAAACAGGUCGGUUGCUAUAACUAUUAUUAUCAUCUCUUUAUUACCCUUAAUAAUUCAUAUGAAAACAUAUUUCAGGUCAAAUACAUUGACAAAAUUCAGUUUGGGAAGUAUGAAAUUGAUGCUUGGUAUUUCUCACCAUACCCUGAAGAAUAUGGCAAACAACCUAAGCUGUGGAUCUGUGAGUUUUGUCUCAAGUACAUGAAGCUAGAGAAAUCGUUUCGCUAUCAUCAGUCACAGUGUACAUGGAGACACCCCCCUGGGAAAGAAAUAUAUCGCAAGGUCUGCUUUAACCUAAUUGACCUUAGUAGUGUCUCAGCCUAAUAAUUAUCUGAAUUCAGGUUCAUAGUAAUAUAGAUGGUAUUACUAUUUUUUAAUAUUUUAAAAGGUUCUAUAACCUAAUAUUUAACCCUCUACUGCCGCUUUGUAUCCUCCCAGAUUCCCUCAUGCUACUAUUGCUGAGUUUUUUUUAGCCAGAUACACAUGGUUGCAAUUAUAUGCUCAUUCAGGACGCCUAGCUACGCCAUACAACUGCUAAAAUUAACUGCUAUUCACACAAAUUCGUGUUCUUACAUAAAAAAGUUAUGAAAGAUCAAAGUUUAGCGUGGCUUUCUAAGUUUUGAUGAGAGUUUUAAGAUGAUAAAAGAUAAUGCCAGUGGUCAGAGUGAUGAGAGGUGAAUUUUUUAAAAUUGUACUGUACUGAUAUUCGAUUUCAGAAGUUAAAAUGAGAAGUUUUCCUCUAAAUCAGCCUUCCCCAAUUGGUGGUCGCCAGACCGGCACUGGUCCGCAAGCUUUACGUUUGCCUGGUCUGCACAACAUUGGUCAAGAAAUAAGUUUGAGUCUUGUUUCAAAACAAACUUAUGAACGAAAGUCUUUGGUAUAAAAAUAGCCUACGUUUUACCAGAAGCUGACGCUAUUUACCAGAAUAAAAUUUUAUAUACAUAUGAAACCUAUCAAUUAAAACACACGAACAAGGCCAAACCCAUUUCAUUAACAUUUCUUUGCACCACAAGAUCAUUUCCCUGAACUGGCAACCCAAAGUAGUGUUUCAACCGAGAAAAGGAGAAUGCCUGCAACAUGAAAGGGAAACACAUCUUAACAUGUACUCGCUGGCUUUAAAUUGAAUGCUACUUAUUUAGAUCUUGCAAGGAAUAUAAUUCUGUUCAAAUUUUAAUUUAGGACAUGAUACAAUCUAUCGAUUGAUAUAUAGUUUAUGACUUCAUGUUUUAUGUGUAUAUAAUUUUUAAAUAUUUAAAAUUAAAAUUAGGUUUCUUAAUGCAGUUAUGCCCAUUUCAGACCUGUUUACUCAAUGAUUUUGGCUUACAGUGUACGAUUUUGAUGUCUUUUACGAUUGUACGUCGAGACCCGUCAGAACAAAAUAUAUACAUUCCGUAGUUUUUGCAGAUUAAAAAAAUAAUUAAUUAUAAAGUGCAUCUUUGUGUAUUAGUUUUAAUUUGCAUUUUAAAUCUAACAACGAAUGGUACGAGAAAUACGAUUGGUUGCGGACCAUCUAUAUGUAUAUUACGUUUGUCCUGAGAGGGGAAUGGACUGGUGUUGGUUUGGAGAUUUUUUAAGUUAAGGGUGGGUUCUAAAUAUGUAAUUAUCUUAAAUUUAACAACGCCACAUUUUCGUAUGAUGGUGUGUGUGGGAGGGGGUCGUCUCAUCAGUAAGUACAUAAGUUAUUAACUAAUUCGACAAUAUUCAUCCUGAAAGUGAACAUUCAAAAAUAGCAUAUUUAGUUUUAGGGCAAAGUUUUGUAGUAAAUAUUGCCAUAUAUUUUCACAAAUGAACUGGCUAGAUACACUCAAGUACUCAGUAGUAGAGGUUUUACAGUAAUAUUUAGUCCACUGUCUUCAACAUGCUUGUGACAUAUAUUUUGUUGGACAACGCCAGUGGUUUUAAAAUGUUCGAUUCCCAGGGCCUCUGUCAAAUUUAUGUGUUCACCAGGUGAGGCAGCCGCAGCAACACAUAUAGAAAAAUGUGCACCCUCCGGGGCGUACCAGUAAAAGGAAUAUUUUUAGUGCCCCCUUGUCUUUAUGAAGUAAAUGAGAAUUGUUAGUUUAAUUUGCUAUAAAGGUCGUUCCUAAAGAUGAUUUUCGUGCCCGUUGCUCCUAGUCUCAUUCUCAUGGCCCUGCCGUGCUAUAUGACGUAAUUUUGUGACAAUUAUUUCUUACAGCUGAACCGCGGCUGGCGAGUGCAGAAACGGAGAAAACUAGAGAAUACAUUUAUUAGAUUUCGACAUAUUUUAUAGGAUCUGAGGGGGCCUUUGAAAUCUAUUUUAGAUCACGCUGAACAGCUGUACAAUUUUUAAUACCCCUUUUCCUUUCACCCAUUUACAACUUGUGAUAGUUAUCAGACUGUAAUAUUUUAACAGGAAAUAAGCAUAAUGGAUAUUGAUUCUUAUUAAUUUUUAAAAAAAUAUAUAAUAUAUAUUUCCCUAAAAAUUAAAUUUCAAGUUUCUUGGUAGUUUUUUUUUUUAAAUUCGUUAAUUAUUUCUUAUCUUUAUAAAUUUUAUUUAUGCUGAUCAAAAUUCCAGUUUGAACCACGUUAAAUUUCAACAGUCACCAGUAACUUUAUUUUUACCAGUGACAGACUGUGAUAAUGUGAUCUGCACGUUCAACUAAUAUUAAUUAAUAUCUAUAGCAGAUGCACAUCUUCAAAUCAAAGUGACCAGUUGUCUACUUUUAGAAGUUACUUUUCUUUUUUUUUUACGUCAGCUUACUCAAUUUCACUAGACACACGAUGCGAGUCGUUAUUGUAUAAUGUAAACAUCAUAUAAACGGUAUGUUGAAUUAUUUUCUGUUCGAUACUGUAUUGUACGAUUUGAGACGAUAUUGUAAGAUUUUUGGAGUUCGAGAGUAAACAGGUUUGCCAUUUGUUUAUACAUAUGAAAGAGAAUCUCCACCAACAGUUGGUUUAGACAGGAGUCGGUUAGUACAAAAUUAAUUAAUUGAUCAAUUUAUAACUUCCCGUGUCGAAUCUGAUAGAUGGGUUCUCAUAUAAUUUUAAGUUUAUGGGACUUCCUAUUUUAUUCAUUAUGGUACUAUUCAAAAUUCAGUUAAACAUUCAUAAAUGUAACUAUUUUAAAAAUAUCACAUACCAGUGCUUAUCAACUUCAUUGAUUUUCUUUAUCAGGGAACAAUAUCAGUGUUUGAAGUGGAUGGUAAAGACUGGAAAAUAUAUUGCCAAAAUCUUUGUCUGUUGGCCAAACUGUUUCUGGAUCACAAGACUUUAUAUUUUGAUGUUGAGCCCUUCAUGUUCUACAUUCUUGUGGAAGUUGAUCGUUAUGGCUGCCACCUUGUAGGGUACUUCUCCAAGGAGAAAGAAUCUCCUGACGGCAAUAACCUGGCCUGUAUUUUGACAUUACCGCCACACCAGCGCAAGGGAUAUGGGAAAUUUCUUAUUGCUCUAAGCUAUGAGUUGUCUGUCAUUGAGGGUGUUGUUGGUUCCCCAGAGAAACCACUCUCAGACCUCGGUAAACUUAGCUAUCGCAGCUACUGGACCUCGGUACUCUUGGAGUGCAUUUACAAGAUGGGAGUGAAGGUCAGCAUGAGAGAUUUAGAAAAGAUGACUUCCAUAUCGUACAAUGACGUUGUCAGCACGCUGCAGUCCCUGAAUCUCAUCAAGUACUGGAAAGGAAAUCAUAUUUUGUGUGUAACCCCAAAACUUAUCGAGGAGCUGUACCAAAAAAUCUGCAAAAGACCAAAUCUGACAGUUGAUCCAACGUGCCUUAGGUGGGAGAAACCUGUGUGCAAGCCUCCUGCAAAAGUUGCCAAGCGUUGAGUUCCAUGAGCACUGGUGGGUGAAAUUAUUUUCUAAAUAAUCUGAUCUAAAUUUAAAUAUUUCAUAGUAAAAAAAAAGUCAACAAAUAUGCAUUUUUCUCUAAAAAGUCAAGCAGUAUGCAUUUUUCUCUAUAGCAUGUACAGUUGAAAUAAAAUAAAAUAUUUUCUGCAUAUACCAGGUCAUCGGUAUUUACGAUGUUCCGUUAUAGUACCAUCAUUAUUUAUUUUAUUUUUUUACUUUUUAGUUAAUUUUACAUUUUAGUCAAAGUAGCACCACCAAAAAUUGUGUGCCAUUUAUAGUAAAAUGAAUACAGGUACCGGUAUAUAACUGUCAUAACCUUGGACAUUUAAAAAUUAUUAUUUUUAUUGUUUCUCCUUCAAGUUUGAUCAAAUCUCAAAGAUGGUCCACCUCGGGAUAUCUGGGAAUAUAUGAACAACCUUUAUCCACAAAUUUGUGACACAUCUGCACCUUAACAACAACCUAUAUGCCCAAGAAACAGACUGUAAAUUUUAGGCUCUAACAGAAAUGAGCUCAUGGGUUCUAGUUAUAUGUCAGAUUGUUCUCCUUUAAUUCUGCUGAACAACCUUUAUCCACAAAUUUGCCACUCAUCUGCACCUUAACAACAACCUAGAUGCCUAAGAAACAGACCAUAAAUUUUAGGCUCUAACAGCAAUGAGCUCAUGGGUUAUAGUUAUAUGUCAGAUAGUUCUCCUUUAGUUCUGCUUCUGACUCUGACCAAUGUGGGCGUCAACUGAAGCAUGUGUAAAUCAAUCAUUUGAAAUAAAGCCUGCUGUGUUUUUAGCUUACUUCUGUAUGAAGAAAAGGUAACAUGAUUGAGGGUCAUGUAAAUUACACAGUCUGAAGUCAUUUCAUUGUAAGAGUUAAAUUGAGCACCUUUAACAAUUUCCUUUGUUAGUCAGUACUAGUGCAGUUCAUGACAUGUGUCAGCUGGCUAGCAAUGGUAUAUCACCUGAGUGUCCAACAGUUGUAUAUCACCUGUGUGCCUAGCUAUAUGUCCCUCUGCAGGUACCUACAUAAAGAAAACUUGAUACUGAGCAAAAGAAAAUUGACUUAGCAGAUAAAAGUUAUAUUUGAAAUGUACAGCAAUUUUAUAAUUAUCUAAAAUACUGAAAAUUAUUGUUUAAAAAUUGGGAACCCUUUAGCUAAUUACUUUAUUCUUAUUCUAAUCCAGCAUUGGUUUAAAUUUAAAGUAACUUACUUACUAUUACCAGUGUAUUUGAAAAUAAUUGUUCAUCUUAUUCUGAAAGUAUUUUGUGCUGUCUAAUAAUUUUAGUCUGAGAAAUAAAGGUGAUAGUAAUGGAAUAAGGAAGAGAAUAGUUUUCAUUUUUGUUUGACUAAUUUCUUGACUAAUAUGGAGCAUUUUAAAAUCUGUGGAAAAAAAUAAAUAUAUAAACUUUUUUUCUUUCUAAAA
Lymnaea stagnalis (great pond snail) is the source of this 10628-nucleotide messenger RNA. NCBI's taxonomy places the organism in Eukaryota, Metazoa, Mollusca, Gastropoda, Lymnaeidae. The record is from the annotation of a GenBank genome assembly.